AUGCUGGGCAAAGAGGGUAAGCUCUCAACUGCAUCUUCUUUGUUUCAUGAUUUGCAUAAAGAUGGAUUAGGGAUCGAUGUCUAUGCUUACACAUCCCUAAUAACCGUAUUAUCGAGCAAGGGACGAUAUAGGGAAGCCAUUAUGGUUUUCAACAAAAUGGAAGAUGAAGGUUGCCAGCCGAGUUUAAUCACCUACAACGUGAUUUUGAACGCAUAUGGCAAAAUGGGUAUGCCGUGGCAUAAAAUUAUGUCGGUUUUCGAUGGUAUGAAGAGCUCGGGUAUAUCCCCUGAUUCAUACACGUACAAUACGAUCAUAAGUUGUUGCCGAAGGGGGUCUUUACACGAGGAGGCCAAAGGGAUUUUUCACGAGAUGAAAUUAGCCGGAUUCUUGCCGGAUAAGGUCACGUAUAAUGCAUUGUUGGAUGUUUACGGUAAGUCGAGGAGGCUUAAAGAGGCAAUGGAAGUUCUGAAAGAGAUGGUGGCGAACGGUAUUCCGCCUAGCAUUGUGACUUACAAUUCUUUAAUAUCCGCAUAUGCUAGAGAUGGGUUGUUAAAUGAGGCCAUGGAGUUAAAAUCCCAGAUGGUUAAAAAUGGGAUUAAACCGGACGUGUUCACUUACACCACAUUGCUGUCCGGAUUCGAAAAAAAGGGGAAUGACGAGUCGGUCAUGGGGAUAUUCAAGGAAAUGCAGCUCACGGGCUGCAAUCCGAACAUCUGCACGUUUAAUGCUCUCAUUAAAAUGUAUGGUAACCGUGGGAAAUUCAAAGAGAUGAUGAGAAUUUUUGAUGAAAUGAAAGCUUGUGGGUUCAAGGCAGAUGUUGUCACGUGGAACACUCUUUUGGCCGUGUUCGGCCAGAACAGGAUGGACACGGAACUUUCCGGAGUGUUCAAGGAGAUGAAAAGGUCCGGUUUUGUAGCUGAGAGGGACACAUUCAACACGUUGAUUAGCGCUUACAGCAAAUGCGGAUCUUUGGACCAAGCAAUGGCUAUUUAUAAACACAUGCUCGAGGCUAAGGUCACUCCUGACCUCUCAACUUACAAUACUGUAUUAGCUGCUUUAUCCCGGGCCGGGCUGUGGGCCCAGUCGGAGAAGGUUUUCGCUGAAAUGGUGAAUGGCCGGUGUAAACCGAAUCAAUUGACUUACAGUUCUUUACUCCACGCGUAUGCCAAUGGAAAACAGAUUAAAAAAAUACACUCUUUGGCUAAAGAAAUAUAUUCCGGUAAAAUCGAGCCUUGUGCGGGUUUGCUUAAAACUCUUGUUAUUGUCUACAGCAAAUGCGAUUUGCUGAAGGAAACAGAACAGGCUUUGUUGGAGCUGAGGAGUAAAGGCUCUUCUCCCGAUAUAACCAUUCUAAACGCGAUGGUCUCGAUUUACGGGCGGAGGCAGAUGAUCGAUAAGGCGAACGAGAUUUUCGAGUUCAUGAGAGAAAACGGGUUUACGCCCACUCUCGCCACGUACAACAGCAUGAUGUACAUGUACAGCCUGUCGGUUGAUUUUGAACGGGCAGAGGAUAUUUUAAAGGAUUUAAUCAAGAAAGGGAUUAAGCCGGAUGUGAUUUCGUAUAAUACGGUGAUUUACGGUUACUGUAGGAAUAGGCGUAUGAAAGAGGCUUCGAGGAUGUUUAAGGAAAUGAGAGAUUCGGGUCUUAAUCCGAAUGUGAUUACGUACAAUACGUUUGUCGUGAGUUACUUAUCAAAUGCCAUGUUUGUGGAGGCCAUUGAUUUGGUUCGCUAUAUGAUCAAGAAUGGGUGCAGGCCGAAUGAGAGCACGUAUAAUUCGAUCGUGGACUGGUACUGUAGGCUCGAUAGGCGUGAUGAGGCGGUUAUGUUUGUUAGUAAUGUUCGGGAGAUAAAUCCGCACAUUUCGAAGGAGGAUGUUCGUAAAUUGUCCGAAAGGCUGAGAAUAAAACGAGGUCAUGAGGAGGAUGAUGAUGGGUUUCUUUGGGGUGAUUAA
This is a messenger RNA of Striga hermonthica, 1953 nucleotides long. The record is from the annotation of a GenBank genome assembly. Lineage: Eukaryota; Viridiplantae; Streptophyta; Magnoliopsida; Lamiales; Orobanchaceae.